Messenger RNA from Vombatus ursinus (common wombat), 2030 nucleotides. RefSeq names its product C-X-C motif chemokine receptor 3 (gene CXCR3). The record is from RefSeq and is a predicted model, not a curated record. Gene Ontology annotation, molecular function: C-X-C chemokine receptor activity. Gene Ontology annotation, cellular component: membrane. The transcript is spliced from 4 exons. Gene Ontology annotation, biological process: G protein-coupled receptor signaling pathway; immune response; chemotaxis. NCBI's taxonomy places the organism in Eukaryota, Metazoa, Chordata, Mammalia, Diprotodontia, Vombatidae. The coding region runs from base 314 to 1414 and encodes 366 amino acids.
ACAACCACUCACCAGAAAAAUCACUUCCCGGAGUCUCUGAGAAGCCCAUCUGGUCCAAAGUAACUCCCGGAGCUGAACCCAGACCUCCAGAGCUGUCUCACUUCCCCUUUCCCAAGAGUCCACUGGCCACUUCCUCAUACUGAGCCAAACUUUUUCAGACUGACUGGUACUUUGCCAGGCCCUGUGUAACCCUCCGGAAGCUGCCUGCUCAAUCAACGAUUUCAACCCCACAGCUGGCUGGUGGUAAGCAGGGCGCAGCACACAGCCUCCAGCACCUGGAGCAGCUUUUGGGCCGGUGACCUCCAGGACUGCCAUGAUGUCCCAGGUCAGUGACCACUUGGUGCUGUCUGAUUUUGACUUCCUGGAGAACAGCAGUUUCCCCUAUGACUAUGCAGAAAACGAGUCGACCCCCUGCUGUUCCUCUCCACCCUGCAGCCAUGACUUCAGCCUGACCUUUGACCUGGCCUUCUUGCCCACCCUCUACAGCCUCCUUUUCUUUUUUGGCCUGUUGGGCAAUGGAGCUGUGGCAGUUGUCCUUCUGAGGCAGCACCGGGCCCCGAGUGGUACCGACACCUUCCUGCUCCAUCUGGCCCUGGCUGACGUGCUCCUGGUGCUGACCCUGCCACUCUGGGCCGUGGAGGCUGCUCGGGAGUGGGUCUUCGGCUCAGGCCUCUGCAAGGUGGCAGGGGCCCUCUUCAAGAUCAAUUUCUACGCAGGAGCCUUUUUACUGGCCUGUAUCAGUUUUGACCGCUACCUGAACAUCGUACAUGCCACCCAACUCUACCGGCGGGGCCCCGGGACACGUGUGACCCUCACUUGUGCCAUCGUCUGGGGACUCUGCCUGCUACUGGCCUUUCCAGACCUGCUCUUCCUGUCGGCCCAGCGUGAACCUCGCCUCAAUGCCACCCGUUGCCUUCAUACCUUCCCCCAGACCGGCCACACGGCCUUGCAUAUCCUGCAGCUCCUAGCUGGCUUCCUCUUACCACUGCUCAUCAUGGCCUAUUGUUACACUCACAUCCUCCUAGUAUUGCUGGGCUCUCGGGGGCAGCGAAGACUUCGGGCCAUGAGGGUAGUGGUAACUGUGGUAGUGGCCUUUGCCCUCUGCUGGACGCCCUACCACCUGGUCAUGCUGGUGGACAUACUCAUUGAUCUGAAUGCAGUGAGCCGGGACUGUGAGUGGGAGAGCCAACUGGACGUGGCCAAGUCUAUCACUUCGGGCCUCGGCUUUGUGCACUGCUGCCUCAACCCCCUGCUCUAUGCUUUCGUGGGGGUCAAGUUCCGAGGCCAGCUGCGGACGCAGCUAGGGAGGCUGGGCUGCCCAGGCCAAGAGGCCCUCCUGCGGCCAACUCCGUCAUCUUCCAGGAGGGAUUCCUCGUGGUCAGAGACCACAGAAGCGUCAAUCUCAGGACUGUAGAGAUGCAGACCUUGGCCUUCGCUUGCCUGCCCCUCCCCCCAUUUCUCCACAGAUCCAGCCUUGGCAGGGCUUCUUUACCUGGGGUCCACGAACUUGGGUGAGGGGGAAAAAAAAAAAAAAGGACAUCUUUCUUUUGACUAACCUCUAACUGAAAUUUAGCAUUUCCUUCAAUUAUGAAUAUGGGUAACAAACGAUUCUUCUGAGGUUUUUUGCCCAGCCUGCCAAAGGGCUCCACGAUGCCAGGUGCAGAACCCCUGGACUACAGUGCCCAAAGCAGCAGCCCAGAUUUGAGUGGAGGCCCAAAGAGACAGACACUGGUCCUGUAUAGGCAAGGCUAGAGCUGGCCUAGGUCUAUGGUCACUGACAAAGAAUGUGCUGAGGCUUCAGGAGGUGAAGGGAGGACAGAGCAAAACAAGUAAUAAAAAGGAUUUCCAGUCACUUGGGUCCCUGCAGUUGUCCCCUGAAGGGGAUGGGGGUGGAGGGGGGGAGGGGGGAAUUCCAGAAGAAUCUGGGCGGACCCCUGGGAAGCGCCGGUUGGUGGUAUGUAAAUAAAAGCCUUGACUAAUGCCAUGAAAAGAUUUUAUUCUUCACAAUAAACUCCAAUGCUUAGUGCUUA